AUGGUUUCCUCAGUUACGGACUGGGGCGGCAGUCCGACGGACUGGGGCGGCAGUCCGACGGACUGGGGCGGCAGUCCGACGGACUGGGGCGGCAGUCCGACGGACUGGGGCGGCAGUCCGACGGACUGGGGCGGCAGUCCGACGGACUGGGGCGGCAGUCCGACGGACUGGGGCGGCAGUCCGACGGACUGGGGCGGCAGUCCGACGGACUGGGGCGGCAGUCCGACGGACUGGGGCGGCAGUCCGACGGACUGGGGCGGCAGUCCGACGGACUGGGGCGGCAGUCCGACGGACUGGGGCGGCAGUCCGACGGACUGGGGCGGCAGUCCGACGGACUGGGGCGGCAGUCCGACGGACUGGGGCGGCAGUCCGACGGACUGGGGCGGCAGUCCGACGGACUGGGGCGGCAGUCCGACGGACUGGGGCGGCAGUCCGACGGACUGGGGCGGCAGUCCGACGGACUGGGGCGGCAGUCCGACGGACUGGGGCGGCAGUCCGACGGACUGGGGCGGCAGUCCGACGGACUGGGGCGGCAGUCCGACGGACUGGGGCGGCAGUCCGACGGACUGGGGCGGCAGUCCGACGGACUGGGGCGGCAGUCCGACGGACUGGGGCGGCAGUCCGACGGACUGGGGCGGCAGUCCGACGGACUGGGGCGGCAGUCCGACGGACUGGGGCGGCAGUCCGACGGACUGGGGCGGCAGUCCGACGGACUGGGGCGGCAGUCCGACGGACUGGGGCGGCAGUCCGACGGACUGGGGCGGCAGUCCGACGGACUGGGUUGGUUGGUUGGUUGUUUGA
This is a messenger RNA of Schistocerca americana (American grasshopper), 801 nucleotides long. Its product is annotated as transcription elongation factor SPT5-like. The transcript has a single exon. The record is from RefSeq and is a predicted model, not a curated record. Bases 1 to 801 code for a protein of 266 amino acids. NCBI's taxonomy places the organism in Eukaryota, Metazoa, Arthropoda, Insecta, Orthoptera, Acrididae.